Acanthopagrus latus (yellowfin seabream) is the source of this 12197-nucleotide messenger RNA. RefSeq lists its product as uncharacterized. The coding region runs from base 398 to 11428 and encodes 3676 amino acids. Gene Ontology annotation, biological process: regulation of apoptotic process. Lineage: Eukaryota; Metazoa; Chordata; Actinopteri; Spariformes; Sparidae. The transcript is spliced from 32 exons. Gene Ontology annotation, molecular function: ATP hydrolysis activity; protein binding. The record is from RefSeq and is a predicted model, not a curated record.
ACUGCAGGAUAACUUGUGUUUCAGACUGAAGUCCUGCUGUCAGACUGCAGUUCGGCCCUCAGGCUGUGAUUUGUGUUCCAGCAGUGACAUCUUGUGGAUGUUAGUUCACAUCACAUGACUAUAAAAGUUCAUAUCAAAAGUGAAAUUAAGACAAACCCGGCAGCAGCAGCAGCAGCAGCAGUGUUUCUGACACCGUGUAGGAUUAAUUAAACCCUCCUAACACAGAGAAACCCACUGGACUGAACCUCAGGAGGACAAACUGUCAUACAGGACCAGGUCGGAUGUGGCAGUUGAACGUGGAUGUAACGGAAAAGUACCUAACGAACAUAAUGAAGAAAGAAGUGAAUGGCAUCAUUGAAGUUGGAUCUGUGUGGAGAAUAUACAGACAUCAGGACACAUGGCUUGUACUACACAGUCUGCCUCAGAGUACAUCAAAAGUGCCAGACCCCACCUUGUGAGAGACUUAAAGAAUCUCUCGGUGAUUGUGGAGAACUUGUAUCAGCAGGGAAUUUUUACUGAUGAAGAAUUCAGUGAAAUUAAUGCAGAGAGAAAUGACUUUGAUAAAACCAGGAAUAUACUGGACUCAGUCACUAAAAAAGGGGAAGCAGCCUGCUACGAGUUCCUCAAGAUUAUUGACAUGACGAGGGAGAGGACUUUAGGGAGGCCGUCGCUCCUCCCUGAGAAAAAUAGUGCAGCUUCUUCUGAGACCAAGAAUUUUGACCUGCACCACUGGAUCAGCUGUUAUUCUUUCAAGGAAGACACACAAAUGGAUACAAACUACCUCCAAGGCUCAAAGCCGUGCCACCAAUAUCAGGCAAAGCUGAAGUCAAAAGCAAAAAAAAUAUCAAAUGAGUUUUGGAAAUCCAACAAAAAUCUGUUUGGAGAAAACAAGCCGGAUCUGUCGUACACUUCACUUGUUUUAAAGAAAGACAAGAGCAAGAAAAGCAAGAUGAGUCGCCCUAAAAAGAUGAGGAUGUACAUUCCAGAGGACAGAUCAGAAAUGUCCCCCACUAAACUGCUGGCAUUAAAUGAAGACAUUCUCUUGGUUGGUGAACCUGGAAUCGGAAAGACGGCUCUCAGUCAUCAACUGUUGAAACUCUGGGCAGAAAGAGACUCCAAGAAACUGGAUUACAUGUUUUACUUUGACAUGAGAGAAACAUCACACAUCACGACGGACUUGAACUUGGAGGAUCUUCUGUUCAGUGUGUUCAGUGAACCAGAUGAAGGCAAAGAAGAGGUCUUAGAGGAUAUAAAAACAUAUUCUGACAAUGUUACAAUCAUCUUUGAUGGAGUCACAGACCUCUCUUCUUCAGUGGUGCAGAGAAUUGUAAAAAAUGAUCUUCAUUAUGCCAAGGUCAUUGUGACUUGCAGACCAGAUGAUGAGAUCCUUUUUCCAGAGGGCUUUCUCAGAGUGGAAGUGAAAGGCUUUAGUGAGCAGAGCGUCAGAACAUACAUGGCUCAGACUCUUGGUGAAGAACAGGGAAAUGUGUUGAGAAACGUGGAGUUGCUGACUCUCUGCCAUGUCCCCAUGUACGCACUGAUGGUAGCUGCCUGCUUUUCAUCUCAGACACCUGAAGACUCUCCACAGCCAAACAGUAUAACUGAAAUCUACAUCAAUAUCGUUCGUUUCUGUCUUCAGAUAAACAGCAACAAAACAAAAAAGAACAAUCUGAACUCCAUCAUCAGUGACAAGAGUGAGGAAAUACUGUCUUUGGCUGAGGCGGCUUUUCAUGCAACUGAAGGAAAAACUGUCAAUUUGACAGAAUUUCCGUGUGAAGACAGUUGUGUCCUGUCCUUCCUGAAACCACUUGAUAACAAAGUCAGCCCCACUAAGACAGUAACCACGUAUGCGUUUCUUCACUACACGAUGCAGGAGUUUUUUGCGGCGCUGUGGCUCCUGAAGAAUCCAGAUAAAAUCAAGGAUGUUUUCCAGCAGUGCCUCACUGAGGAGAAGAAACACAUGAAACAUCUGAUCCCAUUCAUGUGUCGGCUGUUGACUGAUAAGAGCCCCAGUUUGAUGAAAUGUCUGAUUCCAGAUCAGCAGCUCAAGAGCACAUCUGAGUGGUUCUUUAAAGAAAUGAUAAACGCAUUUUCCCCUCAGCUGUGUAAGAAAGAUGAGGCUGGUACUGAGGCCAGUGGGCUCUAUGUGGACGUACUGUUCUUAUGCCAGUGCUUGUAUGAGUCCCAGAGUCCUGAAGCAUGCGUUGACCUACUAAAAAAACUGGACUACGAUCUUGAUCUCAGUGAAAAGAGUCUAAGUCCUUACUCCUGCUGUGCUGUGGCCUACAUGGUUAAUCAGUCACAGGAAAGAAAAGUAUGGCUGAACCUUGAGGAUGUCGUGGUGUCACAGCAAGGAAUGAGACAACUGUUUGGAUGCCUUCAAAAUGUCCAAUGCUCCAGGAUGACCUACAGAGGUCUACGACUGCAGGAACAGGACCAAUGUCGUGAGACACCAGAGAGUGAAUCAAAGCGGCUGUUACUGGAUUUAUGCCUGAAAGCAGCACUUCACAAAGGAGAGAGCUUUCAUGAUGUAGUGAAGACUCUCUUCUCAUUGUUUUCUGUUUACGCUGACUUAGAUAACAUCCUUCUGGAUUUUUAUCAAUGUGUUGUGAGUGAAGGAUUUUUUAGUGUCAUUCCAAAGCUGAUGCCACUUUUCCAGUCGACUCCUGCAGUCUGGUCCAUAAAUCUCUCAGAGAGAAAGAGCUCCAUCCUCCUGGAAGUGCUGAAACUCACAUCAGAGAAGAAACAAGUGAAGCUGACAGGCUGCUCACAUGAAGAGAGUGAAGUGAGGAGUUUCCUACAGUGUCUGCCUCAUAUCUCAAAGCUCAGUGUCUCUGACUGGUUUGGAGGUGAAGCCAAGUUCUUUGGGAAUCUGUUCUGUGCAGCAGCAGAGAGAGAACAUCAGACAGGAGAGAAGAUACUGGAGCUGUUAUCAUCAGUGUGCACAUAUCAAACAUUCCCUUUAAAUGACAUAUAUGAUGAUGAUGAGGAAUAUCAGUGUGGUUUCCUGCUGGAUCUGUGCUCCCACCUGAAGAUCUAUGAGACUGAAACAGGCCUGAGAGUCCUUCCAUCAUUACAGUCAGUUUUCCAGUCAGUUCCUGCAGUCUGGUUCAUAAACCUCUCAAAGAGAAAGAGCUCCAUCCUCCUGGAAGUGCUGAAACUCACAUCAGAGAAGAAACAAGUGGAGCUGACAGGCUGCUCACAUGAAGAGAGUGAAGUGAGGAGUUUCCUACAGUGUCUGCCUCAUAUCUCACAGCUCAGUGUCUCUGACUUGUUUGGAGGCGGAGUCCAGUUCUUUGGGAAUCUGUUGUGUGCAGCAGCAGAGAGAGAACAGCAGACAGGAGAGAAGAUACUGGAGCUGUUAUCAUCAGUGUGCAGAUAUCAAACAUUCCCUCUUAAAGACAAAUGGUGUGAUUUCCUGUUGGAUCUGUACUCUGAUGACCCGGAAACUGGCCUGAGAGUCCUUCCAUCAUUACAGUCAAUUUUCCAGUCAGCUCCUGCAGUCUGGUCCAUAAACCUCUCAGAGAGAAAGAGCUCCAUCCUCCUGGAAGUGCUGAAACUCACAUCAGAGAAGAAACAAGUGGAGCUGACAGGCUGCUCACAUGAAGAGAGUGAAGUGAGGAGUUUCCUACAGUGUCUGCCUCACAUCUCACAGCUCAGUUUCGUGGCUCAGUUACCAGAACCUUCAGAGGAAAUCAGGUUCUUUGGGAAUCUGUUGUGUGCAGCAGCAGACAGAGAACAUCAGACAGGAGAGAAGAUACUGGAGCUGUUAUCAUCAGUGUGCACAUAUCAAACAUUCUCUCUGAAAGAGAAAUGGUAUGAUUUCCUGUUGGAUCUGUACUCUUAUGACCCGGAAACUGGCCAGAGAGUCCUUCCAUCAUUACAGUCAGUUUUCCAGUCAGCUCCUGCAGUCUGGUCCAUAAACCUCUCAGAGAGAAAGAGCUCCAUCCUCCUGGAAGUGCUGAAACUCACAUCAGAGAAGAAAGAAGUGAGACUGACAGGCUGCUCACAUGAAGAGAGUGAAGUGAGGAGUUUCCUACAGUGUCUGCCUCAUAUCUCACGGCUCAGUUUCGUGCCUCAGUCACCAGAACCAUCAGAAGAAAUCAGGUUCUUUGGGAAUCUGUUGUGUGCAGCAGCAGAGAGAGAACAUCAGACAGGAGAGAAGAUACUGGAGCUGUUAUCAUCAGUGUGCACAUAUCAAAAGUUCCCUCUGAAAGACAAAUGGUGUGAUUUCCUGUUGGAUCUGUACUCUUAUGACCCUAAAACAGUCCAGAGAGUCCUUCCAUCAUUACAGUCAGUUUUCCAGUCAGCUCCUGCAGUCUGGUCCAUAAACCUCUCAGAGAGAAAGAGCUCCAUCCUCCUGGAAGUGCUGAAACUCACAUCAGAGAAGAAACAAGUGAAGCUGACAGGCUGCUCACAUGAAGAGAGUGAAGUGAGGAGUUUCCUACAGUGUCUGCCUCAUGUCUCAAAGCUCAGUUUCUCCCACGAAUUUGAGGGUCAAAGCAAGUUCUUUGGGAAUCUGUUCUGUGCAGCAGCAGAGAGAGAACAGCAGACAGGAGAGAAGAUACUGGAGCUGUUAUCAUCAGUGUGCACAUAUCAAACAUUCCCUUUUGGCAACAUAUACAUGUACAUUUCUGAUGAAUAUCAGUGUGAGUUCCUGCUGGAUCUGUACUCUCAUGUGAAGGACUAUGAGACUAAAACCGGCCUGAGAGUCCUUCCAUCAUUACAGUCAGUUUUCCAGUCAGCUCCUGCAGUCUGGUCCAUAAACCUCUCAGAGAGAAAGAGCUCCAUCCUCCUGGAAGUGCUGAAACUCACAUCAUUGAAGAAACAAGUGAAGCUGACAGGCUGCUCACAUGAAGAGAGUGAAGUGAGGAGUUUCCUACAGUGUCUGCCUCAUAUCUCACGGCUCAGUUUCUCUGACUGUUCUGUAUAUAGAGGUGAAGUUGAGUUCUUUGGGAAUCUGUUCUGUGCAGCAGCAGAGAGAAAACAGCAGACAGGAGAGAAGAUACUGGAGCUGUUAUCAUCAGUGUGCAGACAUAGAAAAUUCCCUUCAGAUGGCAUGGAUGAUGAAUAUAAGUGUGGUUUCCUGCUGGAUCUGUAUUCCUACAUUAAGGACUAUGAGACUGAAACUGGCCUGAGAGUCCUUCCAUCAUUAAAGUCAGUUUUCCAGUCAUCUCCUGCAGUCUGGUCCAUAAACCUCUCAGGGAGAAAGAGCUCCAUCCUCCUGGAAGUGCUGAAACUCCAAUCAGAGAAGAAACAAGUGGAGCUGACAGACUGCUCAGAUGAAGAGAGUGAAGUGAGGAGUUUCCUACAGUGUCUGCCUCAUAUCUCACGGCUCAGUUUCCCUCACUGGCUUGGAGGUGAAGUCGAGUUCUUUGGGAAUCUGUUCUGUGCAGCUGCAGAGAGAGAACAUCAGACAGGAGAGAAGAUACUGGAGCUGUUAUCAUCAGUGUGCACAUAUGAAACAUUCCCUUUCAAUGAGAGAGACAUACAUGAGAAAUUUCAGUGUGGUUUCCUGUUGGAUCUUUGCUCCUAUAUAACAGACAGAGAGACUAAAACUGGCCUGAGAGUCCUUCCAUCAUUACAGUCAGUUUUACACUCAUUUCCUGCUGUCUGGUCCAUAAACCUCUCAGAGAGAAAGAGCUCCAUCCUCCUGGAGGUGCUGAAACUCACAUCAGUGAAGAAACAAGUGAGACUGACAGGCUGCUCACAUGAAGAGAGUGAAGUGAGGAGUUUCCUACAGUGUCUGCCUCAUAUCUCACGGCUCAGUUUCGUGGCUCAGUCACCAGAACCAUCAGAAGAAAUCAGGUUCUUUGGGAAUCUGUUGUGUGCAGCAGCAGAGAGAGAACAUCAGACAGGAGAGAAGAUACUGAGGCUGUUAUCAUCAGUGUGCAGAUAUGAAACAUUCACUCUGAAAGAGAAAUUGUGUGAUUUCCUGCUGGAUCUGUACUCUUAUGACCCUGAAACAGUCCAGAGAGUCCUUCCAUCAUUACAGUCAGUUUUCCAGUCAGCUCCUGCAGUCUGGUCCAUAAACCUCUCAGAGAGAAAGAGCUCCAUCCUCCUGGAAGUGCUGAAACUCACAUCAGAGAAGAAACAAGUGAAGCUGACAGGCUGCUCACAUGAAGAGAGUGAAGUGAGGAGUUUCCUACAGUGUCUGACUUAUAUCUCAAAGCUCAGUGUCUCUCAACAGUUCAAAGGUGAAGUCGAGUUCUUUGGGAAUCUGUUCUGUGCAGCAGCAGAGAGAGAACAGCAGACAGGAGAGAAGAUACUGGAGCUGUUAUCAUCAGUGUGCACAUAUCAAACAUUCCCUUUAAAUGACAUAUACAUUGAUGAGGAAUAUCAGUGUGGUUUCUUGUUGGAUCUGUACUCCCACGUGAAGGACUAUGACCCUGAAACAGGCCUGAGAGUCCUUCCAUCAUUACAGUCAGUUUUCCAGUCAGUUCCUGCAGUCUGGUCCAUAAACCUCUCAGAGAGAAAGAGCUCCAUCCUCCUGGAAGUGCUGAAACUCACAUCAGAGAAGAAACAAGUGAAGCUGACAGGCUGCUCACAUGAAGAGAGUGAAGUGAGGAGUUUCCUACAGUGUCUGCCUCAUAUCUCACGGCUCAGUGUCUGUCGCUGGUUUAUAGGUAAAGUCGAGUUCUUUGGGAAUCUGUUCUGUGCAGCAGCAGAGAGAGAACAGCAGACAGGAGAGAAGAUACUGGAGCUGUUAUCAUCAGUGUGCAGAUAUCAAACAGUCCAUUUUGAUGACAUGUACAUGGAUGAUUAUGAUGAUGAUGAUGAUGAUCAUGAUGAGAAUGAUCGGUUUGGUUUUCUGCUGGAUCUUUGCUCCUAUGUAACAGACAGAGAGACUAAAACUGGCCUGAGAGUCCUUCCAUCAUUACAGUCAGUCUUACAGUCAGUCCUACAGUCAGUUUUCCAGUCAGUUCCUGCAGUCUGGUCCAUAAACCUCUCAGGGAGAAAGAGCUCCAUCCUCCUGGAAGUGCUGAAACUCACAUCAGAGAAGAAACAAGUGAAGCUGACAGGCUGCUCACAUGAAGAGAGUGAAGUGAGGAGUUUCCUACAGUGUCUGCCUCAUAUCUCACGGCUCAGUGUCUCUGAGCAGUUUGAAGGUGAAGUCGAGUUCUUUGGGAAUCUGUUCUGUGCAGCAGCAGAGAGAGAACAGCAGACAGGAGAGAAGAUACUGGAGCUGUUAUCAUCAGUGUGCAGAUAUGAAACAUUCCCUUUUAAUGACAUGAUUGGUUAUGAUGAUGAUGAAUGUCAGUCUGGUUUCCUGCUGGAUCUGUACUCCUACAUAAAGGACAAAGAGACUGAAACAGGCCUGAGAGUCCUUCCAUCAUUACAGUCAGUUUUCCAGUCAGCUCCUGCAGUCUGGUCCAUAAACCUCUCAGAGAGAAAGAGCUCCAUCCUCCUGGAAGUGCUGAAACUCACAUCAGAGAAGAAACAAGUGAAGCUGACAGGCUGCUCACAUGAAGAGAGUGAAGUGAGGAGUUUCCUACAGUGUCUGCCUCAUAUCUCACGGCUCAGUUUCGUGGCUCAGUUACCAGAACCUUCAGAGGAAAUCAGGUUCUUUGGGAAUCUGUUGUGUGCAGCAGCAGACAGAGAACAUCAGACAGGAGAGAAGAUACUGGAGCUGUUAUCAUCAGUGUGCACAUAUCAAACAUUCUCUCUGAAAGAGAAAUGGUAUGAUUUCCUGUUGGAUCUGUACUCUUAUGACCCGGAAACAGGCCUGAGAGUCCUUCCAUCAUUGCAGUCAGUUUUCCAGUCAGCUCCUGCAGUCUGGUCCAUAAACCUCUCAGAGAGAAAGAGCUCCAUCCUCCUGGAAGUGCUGAAACUCACAUCAGAGAAGAAACAAGUGAAGCUGACAGGCUGCUCACAUGAAGAGAGUGAAGUGAGGAGUUUCCUACAGUGUCUGCCUCAUAUCUCACAGCUCAGUUUUGUUCCUGAUCAGACAAAACCAUCAGAAGAAAUCAGGUUCUUUGGGAAUCUGUUGUGUGCAGCAGCAGAGAGAGAACAUCAGACAGGAGAGAAGAUAAUGGAGCUGUUAUCAUCAGUGUGCAGAUAUCAAACAUUCCCUCUGAAAGAGAAAUGGUGGGAUUUCCUGUUGGAUCUGUACUCUCAUGACCCGGAAACAGUCCAGAGAGUCCUUCCAUCAUUACAGUCAGUUUUCCAGUCAGCUCCUGCAGUCUGGUCCAUAAACCUCUCAGAGAGAAAGAGCUCCAUCCUCCUGGAAGUGCUGAAACUCACAUCAGAGAAGAAACAAGUGAAGCUGACAGGCUGCUCACAUGAAGAGAGUGAAGUGAGGAGUUUCCUACAGUGUCUGCCUCAUAUCUCACAGCUCAGUGUCUCUCAGCAGUUUAAAGGUCCAGCAAAGCUAUUUGGGAAUCUGUUCUGUGCAGCAGCAGAGAGAGAACAGCAGACAGGAGAGAAGAUACUGGAGCUGUUAUCAUCAGUGUGCACAUAUCAAACAUUCCCUUUUGAUGACAGACACAUGUAUCAUAGUAGUCACAUACACCAGUUUGGUUUCCUGUUGGAUCUGUGCUCCCACCUGAAGAUCUAUGAGACUGAAACAGGCCUGAGAGUCCUUCCAUCAUUACAGUCAGUUUUCCAGUCAGCUCCUGCAGUCUGGUCCAUAGACCUCUCAAAGAGAAAGAGCUCCAUCCUCCUGGAAGUGCUGAAACUCACAUCAGAGAAGAAACAAGUGAGGCUGACAGGCUGCUCACAUGAAGAGAGUGAAGUGAGGAGUUUCCUACAGUGUCUGCCUCAUAUCUCACGGCUCAGUUUCGUGGCUCAGUUACCAGAACCUUCAGAGGAAAUCAGGUUCUUUGGGAAUCUGUUGUGUGCAGCAGCAGACAGAGAACAUCAGACAGGAGAGAAGAUACUGGAGCUGUUAUCAUCAGUGUGCACAUAUCAAAAGUUCCCUUUAAAUGACAUAUAUGAUGAAGAUUAUGAUGAAGAUUAUGAUGAUGAAAGAAAGGAAUAUCAGUGUGGUUUCCUGUUGGAUCUGUGCUCCCACCUGAAGAUCUAUGAGACUGAAACAGGCCUGAGAGUCCUUCCAUCAUUACAGUCAGUUUUCCAGUCAGCUCCUGCAGUCUGGUCCAUAAACCUCUCAGAGAGAAAGAGCUCCAUCCUCCUGGAAGUGCUGAAACUCACAUCAGAGAAGAAACAAGUGAAGCUGACAGGCUGCUCACAUGAAGAGAGUGAAGUGAGGAGUUUCCUACAGUGUCUGCCUCAUAUCUCACAGCUCAGUGUCUCCGACUGGUUUGAAGGUUCAGCAAAGUUCUUUGGGAAUCUGUUCUGUGCAGCAGCAGAGAGAGAACAUCAGACAGGAGAGAAGAUACUGGAGCUGUUAUCAUCAGUGUGCACAUAUCAAACAUUCCCUUUAAAUUACAUAUAUGGUGAAUAUGAAAAGGAAUAUCAGUGUGGUUUCCUGCUGGAUCUGUUCUCCCGCCUGAAGAUCUAUGAGACUGAAACUGGCCUGAGAGUCCUUCCAUCAUUACAGUCAGUUUUCCAGUCAGCUCCUGCAGUCUGGUCCAUAAAGCUCUCAGAGAGAAAGAGCUCCAUCCUCCUGGAAGUGCUGAAACUCACAUCAGAGAAGAAACAAGUGAAGCUGACAGGCUGCUCACAUGAAGAGAGUGAAGUGAGGAGUUUCCUACAGUGGCUGCCUCAUAUCUCACAGCUCAGUGGUGAUCCAGAGUUCUUCCAGCGUGUGUGCACAUUAAUCUGUGUGAGAUCCAGAGAGGCUGAGCAGUUGGCCUCUCUGCUGCGACUUCCUGGCUUCACCCUGCAGUUAACAGGAGAGUUGGGCUGGAGAACCUGCAGGUCUGUGGGAAGAGUUCUCAGACUCUGUGGUUCUGAUGUGGAUCUGGUUUUCACACCCAGAAGGAUCUCCGUCAGAGGAGCCUCCCUCCUCUUUAGACACACAACACAACUACACAGUCUGAGGCUGUCCAAUGGUACGGCCUUGUUUCUGUCUCAGUGGGUCAGAAGAAAGAGGGUGGCCUGUCUGUUGGCUGUUGAAGAGCUUUCUCUUGCCCCUCAGAGAGGUUUACCAUCACAAAGAGUUCUGUUGAAGGUGGUCAGUAGUUUGGCGUCCCUGCUGAGAUGCUGGACAGUCAGCCGGUUGGACCUGACUGAGUUCUGUGGUUCUGCUCUGAGUCUGGUUCCACUGCUGCUUCAUGAUGGUCCUCUGACAAUCAAACUGAGUGGGAAGAUUUCCCAGGAGCUCCUCUCCCUCCUCCAAGACGUCCAGGACGAGGACUUGACCUGGGCCUUCUUUAAGAAGGCUGAUGGAGACCUGAGCUCGUGUUCUCUGAACUGGGAGGUUCUUCACUAUCUGCUGCAGCAGUCGUCAGCUCAGACCAUCACUGUGAACCUGAGGAAGAACCGCUUCUUACAGGAGAACAUCCCACGUCUGCUUCCCUUUCUGGAGAAGAUUGUAUUUAAAAGGCCCUGUCCCAGCUUUGUGUUGACUGCCAUCACACAGAUCUAUUGCACUCGUGCCAGUCCCUUUAUACCCAGUUUACUGAGGUCACUGGAUAACGUGAUCAACCUGACCUGCAGAGAGAUGAACUCAGUGGACUGUGCUGCUCUGCUCUUCACCCUCCAACACUCUGACAGAGUUAAACUGAACCUCCUCUGGACCUCCAUACCAACAGAGGAGAUGGAGUCCUUCCUCUUUACACUGGACAGAGUUUCUCAACUCAGUGUUGACAGAAAUCUGCUUCUGAAGUUGAUCCACUGCUGUGCUGCCUCUGACGCCCAGCAGGGGGCAGCAGUCAGCCUGCUCAGGACUCUGCAGCACAGGCUGGAUCUGUCCUGCUCCUCCUGUGUGGAGCUGCUGCAGGAGGGUCAGAGUGAAACCCUCAGUCUGACUGAUGACGACUGCAGAGCCGUCUCCACCAUCCUGAGACACAGCAGCCAGGACACUGAGCUCCACCUGCAGGACUGUGAGGUGGAGGGCAGCGGACUGGACCUGCUGUUUCCUGUCCUGGACAGAGUCCUCCUCAGAGCCAGUAAGACUGUCGUCCUCCAGCUGAUGUCCCUGGUUCCUGCGAACAGAGACAGAGACACAGUGAAGCGGGCGGAGUCCCUGUGUGGAGCCCUGGGUGGAGAACUGGACCUCAGUCACACCACACUGGAUCAGAGGUCCUGUGGAGCUUUGGCUCAUCUGCUGGACGUCUCUGAAGGGCUGACAGAACUGGACCUGAGUCACUGUGAGCUCACUGACCAGCUGCUGCUUUCACUCCUCACACAUCUGCACAAGGUCCAAGUCCUGGAUCUGAGUCACAAUAAGAUCACUGAUGCUUCAGCUGACAUGCUACUUGAACUGGUCUCCAUCAACCCCUCCAUGGACACAGUGAGACUCUUCGGGAACAACAUUAAGGACAGAACUCCUUUUAAGAAACUCAAGCAGUUUGAAAUCUGGUGAAUCAGCCGUCAGUGUGGUGGUGAUGUGCUGAUCAGGGAAUCAUUCAUGUCUAAUGAUCGUUUGAUGAUUAUGUGUUACUGUUUUGGUGGUGAAUAGUUUAUAAUACGGUACCAUCAUGUUCCACACAGUGAUCUCUGCUUCACAGAUGAGAACAUCAUGACUCUCGUUCUUGUCUAUAGAUUGAUCCAGACGGCAGUUUGAUCAUGACUUCUUUGGAUACGCUACAUUUUUGGUUUAUGGUUUCAUAUUUAUGUGAAAACUCUCAGGUUUUAGACAUCAGGUUGUUCUUUUGUGAUCGUUAAAUGAUUUGUUUGACAAAAUAAAUGUAAUUUUAUGAGUAGGCCUAAUUUAUCUUUUAUUUAAUUUGUGGCUACUGUAUUUUUGAAUUACAGGUUUCUGUACUUUAUUUUGGGAUGAAUGUUAAAUGCAAUGAGAAGAAGAAUGAGUAAUGAUGAAUUACGGGUAUGUUCAGGUAAAAAUUAUUUUGGGAAGAAAUUGUAAAUAUCCGUUUAUAUGAUCAUUUUCUCUGCCCGUGAACAUUUUUAGUUUUUUUAACAGUUAACUGACUUACUUUCAGCGAAAUUUGAUGCACAUUUAUUGUUUUUUUUUUUUUUCAUAUUUGAUGCAAAUGUGUGAAAUGAUUUUUGACCAUAAAUAAUCUUUGAUGCACAUGUAUUAUUUUGCAUUCAUCGUUUCAAUAAAUAAUCUUUGAUGCAGGUUUUUGAAUUUAUAUGUAUGAAAUAUUCUAAAAUAGACGAUCUUUGACACA